Molecule: messenger RNA, 4179 nt
Organism: Labrus bergylta (ballan wrasse)
Lineage: Eukaryota; Metazoa; Chordata; Actinopteri; Labriformes; Labridae
Source: RefSeq, a predicted model, not a curated record
CACAGACAUGACGUCUCGCUGCGGCUCGCGGGCCUCCGUACGUCCGCGUCGUAGUGUCUAAAAGACAUUUAAAUGUCCGUCUAGUAACAGCUUGGUUAUAACGCUGUUACGGAGGUUUUAGAAGAAACAGCUGCUGACACACGGCUCGGUUUUAUUCUGGCCCUUAUUCCUUUUAAUCUGAACUCGACUUUUUACAGGAGGUUGUGAUAAAAAGCCGUAAAAUGAGCGAAGAGGAGGACUCCGCGCGGAGAGCUCGAGCCGGGUUUGAGGAUCUGUGUCGGGCUCUAAAUAUGGACGAAGACCCGAGCAGCGAGGCGUGGAGGAGCUACGAGAACAUCAGCAGGACCUUCACCUUAGAGGGCAGUGAGCUGCACUGGUUGGCGUGCUCUCUGUACGUGGCAUGCAGGUCGUCCUCGGUGCCCACGGUGGGGAAAGGAACCUCAGAGGGGAACUACGUCUCUCUGACCAGAAUCUUGCGCUGCUCAGAGAUGAGUCUGGUGGACUUCCUGAAUAAGAUGAAGAAGUGGCAGGACAUGGCCCAGCUGCCUCAGGACUUCCGUCAGACCACCCAGAAGCUGGAGAGGGACUUCACCGUGUCAGCGGUCCUCUUCAAGAAGUACGUCCCCAUCUUCAAAGCAGUUUUCAGGGCACUGUCUGACGAGCCGCCGCGAAUCCACCGCAGCCGCAAACAGAGACGCCAUCCGUGCACCGUGACCGAGGUCUUCAACUUCUGCUGGGUCCUGUUUGUUUACGCUAAAGGAAACUUCCCCAUGAUCAGUGAUGACCUGGUGAACUCGUACCACCUGCUGCUGUGCGCCCUCGAUCUCGUCCUCACCAACGCCCUGCUGUGCAACGCCAGGAAAGACCUGCUCAACCCCCAAUUUAAAGGUCUCCCUGAGGACUUCAGCAGCAGAGACUUCCGGCCCUCUUCAGGUCCGUUGUGUUUCCUGGAGUCGCUCUGUGACCUUCAUGACGGUUUGGUUCUGGAGGCUAAAGGAGUCAAAGAACACUUCUGGAAACCUCUGAUGAAGAGACUCUUCCACAAAAGGAUCCUCAGAGGGAAAGAAGACGGGCUGAGUGGCUUCCUGGACCCCAUGAACUUUGGAGACAGUUUUCUGUCUCUCAGUCGUGUUUAUGAAGAACACAUUUUGGCGAGCGGCGGUCUGGAUGAGAGGAUUUUUACAGGUGAGGGGGCGAGUGAGGAAAUCGGUACCCCGGGGCCCUGCCUGUGUGAAGGCGUGGAGAACCAGGACAGCGCCACCUACAGGCUCCACAGCAGCCUCACUGCCUCGGCCCUGAAGAUCUCUACUCCUCUGAUGGGGAGGAAGUACGUUCAGGAGAACAGCCUGGCUUCUCCCGUGUCGUUGGCCAUGAAGAGCGUCGGACGUCUACACACGCUGCUGUCAGGAACCAAACAGGGCCCGAGUGCUAAGCUAACCCAAACUCUCAGGAACUGUGCCAGAGACCCCAGUGAUGUCAUCAGUCAGCGCCUGAAGGACAUGUUUGAGCUUUUCUGUCAGCAUUUGGAGGACAGCGGGGCAGAGGACAGCGGGAUGGGGAAAGACAUGGCAGUUAAGUACUUCCACCUGGCGGAGGCGCUCUACUACAGGAUGCUGGAGUCCAUCAUCGAGAGAGAGAAGAUGAUUCUAGGAGACGCCGACCUGUCGUGUAUUCUGGAGCAGGACGUGUUUCAUCGCUCUCUGCUUGUCUGCUGUCUGGAGAUCGUCGUCUUCUCUUACAGACCUCCAGGAGACUUCCCCAAGCUCAUCAACAUCUUCCAGCUGCCCGCUUAUCACUUCUACAAGGUGAUCGAGGUGUUAGUGCGGUCGGAGCAGGGUCUGUUUCGAGAGGUGGUGAAACACCUGAACCAGGUGGAGGAGCAAGUCCUCGAGAGUCUGGCCUGGACCAGUGAGUCCCCACUGUGGGAGAGCCUGAGAGGAGCCAAGGACCUGGUCCCCACCUGUCAGCAGGUGAUGCCUCCUCAGUAUCUGGAGCAGAACAAUGAAAGCAGCUCGGGCAGCGUUCCUCUCAUUUCAAGCACUCAGAGAAUCAACCUCAAUGCCAACAGCACACUCAAAGGUGUGUCCCCCUCCCCCACCUCCCUGUUGGACAGGUACAGCUCCCCACCCACCGGCUCGGCUCGGCGCCGUCUCUUUGUGGACAUCGUAGAUGGAGAGUCUAGAGUCUCCUCUUCCAACACAACCAGCACCACCAGCACGCCCGUCUCUGUGACAAAGAGCGGACAGCCCAGCCUGGUCACAGCCAUCCCAGCCGGGCAGACUGUGGUCACUGUGGCAACCGCCACAGUCACCGCCAACAACGGGCAGACGGUCACCAUACCAGUGCAAGGUAUAGCCAAUGAGAGUGGAGGAAUCACCUUUUUCCCCGUCCAGGUGAAUAUGACAGGACAGGGCGGAGCCACGCUGCAGGCGCUGUCUGCACAGACUCUGACCGGGACACUCACCGUCCAAUCAGCUGUCAGCAAACCCAGUGUUAAACCAGCAAGCAACCCGCUGAGGAAAGGAUCUCUGUCUCUGUUCUUCAGGAAGGUGUACCACCUGGCCAGUGUGCGGCUCAGAGACCUUUGUGUCAAACUGGACAUCUCCUCCGACCUGAGGAGGAAGAUCUGGACGUGUUUCGAGUUCUCGAUGGUUCACUGCAACGAGCUGAUGAAGGACCGCCACCUCGACCAGCUGCUCAUGUGUGCGGUCUAUGUCAUGGCCAAGGUGACAAAAGAAGAAAAAUCUUUCCAGAACAUCAUGAAAUGUUAUCGCUCUCAACCUCAGGCCAACAGCAACGUGUACAGGAGUGUGUUGAUAUCUGGGCGGAGUCGACACUCAGACGACACGAACAAACACAACGUGACGUCCGACAGCAAACAGGACUCAGAGGGAGACAUCAGUCCACUUCCUGUUCGCUCCAGCAGCACCUUACCCGCCACCCAACCCGGCAGUGCCCCCUCCACCCCCAACAAGACCUCCUCGUCCUCCUCGGCUGUGUGUGAGGCGGAGGACGAGGAGCGAGGAGACCUGAUCCUCUUCUACAACAACGUCUACAUCAAACAGAUGAGACUGUUCGCUCUCAGAUACUCGCCCAGCUCGCCCUCUGCUGGGUCCCCCCCUCUCUGUCCGUACCCCACCCUGAGGACAGGCUCGCCCCGUCGGAUGCUUCUCUCCAGCAAACACUCCAUCUACAUCUCCCCUCACAAGACAAGCUCCACCCCCACGCCGACCUCUGCCCGGGACAAGAUGUCUUACUACAUCUGCAGCAGCCCCCCCAAUCGUCUACAGGAGAUCAACAGCAUGAUCCGCACCGGUGAGACUCCGAGCAGGAAGCGCAGCGUGCCGCUGGAGGACGGCACGUCCCCGAAAAGAGUCUGUCCUGACAACCACUCUGCUCUACUGCGCCGCCUGCAGGACGUGGCUAAUGACCGCAGCUCCUCCCACUGACUGACACUUGCCUACGGAAGCCCUGAGCGGACAUGAAGGGUUAGGGUCUUUGUUUCAUUAGGACAGAGCAGCUGUGGCUCAGUGGUAGAGGGGGUCAGACUGAAGGUCGGGGUUUCGAUCCUCAGCUCCUGAAGCUGAUGGUCUCAGUUGGCUGCAGGUUACACACUUCAGAACCGUCUGUCAAUGUCUCAACAACUUCACGCCAGGACGAUGACAUCAUUAGGAGGAAGUUUCCACACGUCUACUUCCUCCACUUCUUCCUUGCUACUUCUCCUCUCCCAGCUCGCUAGUUUUUUACAAUGCCUUCUCUUUCAGUCCCCCUAUCAUGAUGUGUCCACCUCCCUUCACUGUCCUCUCCUCUCCUCUCCUCUCCUCUCCUCCCCUGACUGAGAUGUUGUCAACAUUGAUGAAGUCCGUCGGUGAGACUUGAGGGUUGGCUCUGAUUUAUUUGGCGGUUGAUGAAGCGUCCAUCUUGUUUGCAGUCACUCUGGUGUUUCUAACGUAGUCAUCAUAUUUAUCAUCAUCGACACUCAGCCGUUCUUCUUCUGCUCGCUGUGUCUCCUCCCAUCAUCACGUUGACCUCAGACAGUCGAGGCCAUGAAAAGUGUGUAAAUAUUUGUAAAAAAGAGAGAAGUUAUUUUAUGGAGCUCUUUGUAACUUAAGUGCCUUUUUUUACUCCUGAACUCUUUUUCUUUGUUUCAACAACUGAUGGAAUAAAAAGUUAUAACCA